UGUGUGAUGGGUACGGUAGUCAACGCUUUAUAGAGUGCUGCGUGUUUGCCAUCGAAAACUCGAUGAAAUUUACUUUUCAGUAUAAGUUGAGCGUUCAAACACGGUCGGUCGGUCGUAGACUGACACUUUUCUCGGUGCAUUCUUUUUUUUAAUUUAAAAUCAAACUACAACAACAAUAUAGAAGAGACAACAAAACGCAUUUACCAACAUAAUCAACGCCCCAGACAACAAACAUCUAAACAGAACUAGAGAAAGAACAACAAAACAAAACUACUAUGUGCAUUGAAAGAUUUUAGUUGUAAAUUAUGUUCCGUAUUCAAUUUUUGUAUGCAAUAAACAAGUGCGUUUACGGGGAGUGUCGUAAAUAAUAAGUCCAUUGAUUGUGUCUGUCUACACUUCGAUCGAGAUUAUUGAAUUUUCCAUAACGACGAAGAACAAAAAGAACGGAAAGAACUGAUUUUAGUUCGUAACGAAAGAAAUAUUGUACACAUACAAAAAUGUGGUUGUGAACGCACAGUGAAUACGAAAUUGUAUAAAACGAAAUUAAAAGUGAAAAUCCAUAAUUCAUUUGAAUCUCAAUUGCAAUCGAUGUCGAUUGUACAUUUGUGAAAGCGAAACAUCAAAUCUGAAUAACAAAAUAUACAGAGUGAGCAAUAGCCAUCAACGAGAAAAAGAAAGAAAAGAGAGAAUAAAACCAAAAGAACAUUUACUGUGGUUUAACACAAAGUCGAUUCAUUAAUUCAUUUUUUUUUGUUGUUUCAUUUUAAUUUUGGUUCUUUUUUUUUCGUUCAUUCUUUUAAGUUAAAUUUGAUUAAAGUUCAAACUCAAUACGUGUAUACCACUUUAAAAAAAGAGUGCGUGUACAUGUUGGGCAUAAGGCGACAACAACGAUUGAAUGAAUGUUUUUGUUUUGCAUUGCUGUGUUUUUUAUUAUUUUUUUAGUUUUGUUUGUUAUCGAAAUGGCCGAACGUAAAUUUACCCGCGGUCUAAAUAAACCGGGUAUGGCCGCUGCAUUACGUGAAUCCGUUUCGCAAGUUGUACGAGAAAGUGCAGUGCUAAAUAAGCCGCUUGCCGUUCAGCCAAUUGAUUUUGAAAGUUUUGUUGCGAAAAACAAAACGCUUAUUCAAAAUGAUCCACAACGAGAGCUUCUUAUUUAUCCAACUGACGAUGUCAGUCAAGUUGUCUUACCACGGAAAUUCCGAACUACUUCCAAUUUCAUACCAACAUUGCCAAUUCUUAAAAAAGAAAGCAGCAGUACCAAAUUAACGAAUGGAUCGUUAAAAACAAAUGGUUCACCAUCAUCAAAUUCACUGUCCGACGAGGCAAAGGAAGAGAACGGAACAAAUGGUCAUCAUUCACCCACUUCACAAUCGCAUGGAUUGUUGCUGACAAGACAAGCGCUACACACCUAUCAAUCCAAUAAUCAUCUGGUUCACUAUAAAUACAGUGCAUACAGUUGUUCUUAUCAUGAAUUACCAAAAAACUCACCGGUGGACAUCCACAAAGAAGAAGUGUACGAAGUUGAUGCUGAUCCCGAUCGGAUCGAUGAAGAAAUGACAAGAUCACAAGCAGAUUCAAUAACCAAACAGGGAUAUCUUUAUAAGGGGCCAGACACAGCAUCCGAUCGAAUGUUUGCGCACAUUGGAUCCAAAUCAUUCAAACGGCGGUACUGUUAUUUAAGGCAAGAAGUUGACGGCACCUACAUUUUGGAAUUGCAUAAAGAUGAAAAACAAUGUGAAGCAAAAGCAACAAUUGUCAUGGAUUUUUGUACAGAAGUUGUACAGAAUCCAAAACGAGGGCGAUUCUGUUUUGAACUGCGAAUGACCGCCGGUCAUAAGUCAUUUACAUUGGCAGCUGACAAUGAAAGUGACAUGCAAGAUUGGCUAACCAAACUACAGUCGGUGCUAAGUCAAAAUAAAAUGCAAGAAGAUACACGAUCCGCUUCGCUUGAACGGGAAAAGACACCAAGUCAAAAUCCAAAUAUGUUCGGCACGCUUAAAGGUUUGGAUCAAAGUAUGAAUCCUCAGCUUAUCAAAUAUGGACGUGAGACAGAUAUUUCGAUAGCACAAUCAAGACGUGAGCAUCGACGCAAAUUAUUUAAUUGUUAUGCGCUAUUAUUGCGACCCAUCGCACAGAAUGAAGGACCUAUCGAUCCAUACCGAGAGCAAUUUGGUCAAAAAAUAUUAAUAAAAUGUGAUAGUUUAAAAUUCCGUUUGCAAACACCGUUGGAGAAUUGCGAGAAAGAAACAUUCGUACAAGCUGAACCAUAUUUUACAUCGCUGGCACUUUAUGAUGCCAAGAAUGGACGGAAGCUAACCGAAAACUUCUAUUUUGAUUUGAAUUCGGAGCAUGUGCGAGAUAUGAUGGUCACAAAUCAAGCGACAAACAAUGGUCAAUGUGAAACGAAUGGUGUGAAUGGCAUUGAUGAUAAAACAGAAAGUAUACAGUAUCAAACAUUGCCGAAAGAAUUUGACGCAUUACCUGCCAAUUGGCUAACGAGACCAAAACAAGCCAUUCUGUCAGUCACUGCACCGCAUCCAGACGUAUUUUUGGUCGUGAAAAUUGAGAAAAUUCUUCAAGGUGGCAUCAACAAUACCACCGAUGCAUAUUUGAAAGCAGGAAAAGAUCCAAAAAUGGGACUAAAACUGCACAAAAAUGUGAAAACAUACAGUCAAAAAAUUGGACAUUAUCGCAUGCCGUUUGCAUGGGCAGCACGACCAUUAUUUCGAUUGUACAGUAGUGAUUUGGAUGCAGCCAUUGAAUUUCCGGCGAUUUAUCGACAAGAAGCAAAUAAAUUGAAAGACGAAGACAUUCUGAAGCUAUUGGCGGAAUAUCGAAAACCCGACAAAUUCAGCAAAUUGACUGUGAUACCGGGUUUCUUAAAAAUAAUGGCCGAACCCAUUAGCGAGUUACCAAAUAAUUCUCUUACAACAACACUAAUGCCAUUGAAACCGUUUCCCAUACCACCAUCGGCCGCUGAACCAUCAUUUGAAAUAGCAGAAUUUUCUAUGAAUUUAGAUCGUGACAUGUAUCCAUACACAACGUUUGUGAACCAUCUGUUCGUCUAUCCACAAUCACUGUCAUUUGAUAGUCAGAAAUUAUUUUCGCGAGCUAGAAAUAUUGCUGUUACGAUCGAAGUCAGAGAGAGUGAUGCGGAAGGGGCGAAAUCAAUACCGUGCAUAUACGGUAGACCAGGUCAAUCAAUGUUGCUUGAUAAAAUUUCGUGUCCCGUUUUACACCACAGCACGAAUCCAACGUGGUACGAAGAGAUAAAGAUACGAUUGCCAUUGAAUAUAACGGCCAAUCAUCACCUUUUAUUUUCAUUCGUACACGUUUCGUGCGAUUUGUCAAAACGACGCGAUGCAAACACUACAUACGAGAAUGCAGUUGGAUACUCAUGGAUGCCGUUACUAUCGAAAGGAAAAAUUAAUGUCGAAGAACAAGUAUUACCAGUUGCCGCAUGUUUACCUGCUGGCUACUUGGCCAUUCAACCACUUGGAUUGGGCAAAGGCCAGAAUGCCGGACCUGAUAUUCAAUGGAUUGACAAUCAACGGCCAAUAUUUUCGAUAAUUUUCCGUUUGGAAUCAACCGUACUAACGACUGAUCAACAUUUACACAAUUUAUUUGUGCAUUCGGAACGUUUAUUACAACAUGGAAAAUUAACCGCACAACCGGCUGAGUCCGAAACGUGUAAAAUACUCAAAGCUGCCCAUGCCAUUCAAGUUAAAUCUGUGAUCACAUUCUUGCCAACAAUUUUGAAUCAACUAUUCACACUGCUGGUGAAUACGAAUAGCGAGGACAUUGCAUUGAAUGUGAUUAGGUUGUUGAUCAACUUAAUACAUACGGUUGCUGAAGAGGCUGGCCGCAAGGAACUAUUGAACUCAUAUGUGAAAUUUGUAUUUCAAACAACAAAUUUUCUGCCGAAAAUGAAUGGAAACACGGUUCAUAGUGAACUCUGUCAUCAUUUGCCGACAAUUCUCAAUCCAAACAACACAGAUUUUCUGGUUGUAAACAAAUUCAUGAAAUACUCCAAUAUUUUCUUCGAUAUAAUUGUCAAGAGUAUGGCUCAACAUUUGCUGCACAGUGGCCGUAUUCGUAUGCAUCGUAAUGAACGGUUUACCGAUAGUUUCUCGCAAAAAGUGGAAAACCUCUUCGAAAUACUUGUGCCAUAUUUAUUUUCACGUCACAAAGACUUGCCAAACGAAACACAAAUUCUCAACAAAAAUCUGUCCGUAUUCAUAAAACGUUGUCUCACCUUUAUGGAUCGUGGUUUUGUAUUCAAAUUGAUUCGAUUGUAUUUGGAUCGAUUUUCGUCGUCGGAUCAAAGAGUUUUGCAUGAAUAUAAAUUUGCAUUUCUACAAGAAAUCUGUACACAUGAACACUAUGUGCCGUUGAAUUUGCCAAUUUUACUGUCUCCAAAUUCACGUCAACCGAAUUUAAUACAACGUUUUACAUUGUCCGAAGAAUUCUGUCGUCAACAUUUUCUGGCCGGUGUUUUAUUGCAAGAAGUAAAAAGUUCGUUGAACGAAGUGGGUCACAUACGGAAGUUGGCAUUAUCAGUGUUAAAAGAGCUACUGGCAAAACAUGAUUUAGACGAUCGGUAUCAGGGAAAAGGACAAGCGGCUCGAUUAGCCGUGCUUUAUAUACCGUGGCUUGGUAUUGUUAUGGAGAAUCGAUCGCGGAUCUUUGAUGGCAACGAACAUCGACCCAUGGACUCCAUGUCAAUUUGUACGAGUCGAUAUUCAACCGGCGGCAGCUAUGUAUUCGGUCGCGAUUCAUUAAUUAGCUCAAACAGUAUUAUGUCAGCGAAUAGUACACCAAAACUACGUUCACGUCUCAAUCAAACGAGUCCAUGUCGAACAUCGGUUCUAUUGAAAGAUACUAAUUAUUUGGCUGCAAUUGCUGGACAACAACAAAUUCUUGGAAAUGGCCAUUCAACCAAUUCCCUCAAUUCAGACUGUUCGGCGUUAUCAAAUGACACAACAAUAUUGGGAAGCAUGAGUACACAAUCGGAUACAACAAUUCGACCGAGUCAUGCACGUUCGGUUAGUAUGGCACAACCGCCGAUGAUACCACGACUCGAUAAAUUCAAUGAAAUCGAAACAAAAGAUUUACUCAUCUGCUUCUUGUUUGUCGUAAAGCACCUGAGUCAAGAGCACAUGAUUUUGUGGUGGCAAAAUUGUACGGAAAGUGAGACGAUUGCCUUCUUUGGCAUUUUGGAUUAUUGUCUAAUCAAUUUCCGUUAUGUAGGCAAAAAGAAUAUUGUUAUGAAUGCUGCAUACUUAAAUACGAAAAUGAAAACAAGCCGAUCUCAUACGUUGCCAGCUCGUGUCUCGUCACCGCAAAAUGGGGAAUUUCCGCAUGAGAGUGGCAGCAGCGGCACUUUAAAUCACAGUAAUACACGUGAAAAUCUCGUCGAAGAAACAACACGUGCACAGAUUGCUGCUCAAGAUUCAUCAUUGGCCGCCGAAGUCGGUCUGACCAUUUUGGAUUGCAUGGGAUUAUAUACGUUACAAUUUCGUGAUAAAAUGUUGGAUGGUUCGGUGUUGCCAAAACUUGCACAAGUUUAUCUACGAUUUUUGCAAUUGGGCCAAUCUGAAAAUCUAUCGAAGCACGUUUUCGCAGCACUGCGUGCAUUCAUAAAUAAUUUUUCGGCGGCACUAUUCAGGGGUAACGCUGCGCUAUGCGGUCAAAUUGUAUAUGAGCUGCUGAAAUGUUGUGACAGUCGUUUGACAUCGAUUCGACAAGAUGCAUGCGCUGUUCUGUAUCUGUUAAUGCGAAGUAAUUUUGAGUUCAGUGGCCGUAAAGGAUUAACAAGAGUUCACUUACAAGUCAUCAUCUCCGUUUCACAAAUGAUUGGAAAUGUAAUCGGUUUGAAUAAUGCACGAUUCCAAGAAUCAUUGUCAUUAAUCAAUAGCUAUGCAACGAGCGAUAAAGCAAUGAAGGGAACUGGCUUUCCAAUAGAAGUGAAAGAUUUAACAAAACGUGUGCGCACCGUUUUGAUGGCAACCGCACAAAUGCAAGCACAUCACAUGGACCCAGAACGUUUGAUUGAACUGCAACAAUCACUCGCCAAUAGUUACUCGACUCCUGAAUUACGGCACACUUGGCUUGUUACAAUGGCACGUAAUCAUGAACAAAACGGCGAUUUAUCUGAAGCAGCCAUGUGUAAUUUACACAUUGCCGCUCUAAUUGCCGAGUAUUUGAAAUUAAAAGGUAGCGGACCGAAUUGGGGAGCCGAAUCAUUUGGUCGUAUAUCGCGAAAUAUUCCAAUUGAUGAAAAAGGACUGAAACUUGAUAGUGGAACGCCAGACUCACAACAAUAUAGCGAAAUGAUGUUAUACGAACAGUUGAAAGACUGUGCCGAUUACUUGGAUCGAGCUGAACGAUACGAAUGUCUGGGUGAAUUGUAUCGAUUAAUUAUACCAAUUUUGGAAAAUCGACGAGAUUAUACAUCACUUGCACAAUCAUAUGAACAUUUAGCACAAAGUUAUAGUAAAAUCAACGAAGUAAACCGAUCCGGCAAACGCAUGCUGGGACGAUUCUAUCGAGUUGUUUUCUUUGGACAGAUUUACUUUGAAGAAGACAGUGGAGUUGAAUACAUUUACAAAGAACCAAAGUUGACGUCACUAAGCGAAAUUUCAGAGCGUCUUUAUAAACAAUAUAAAGACAAACUUGGAGCUGAUAAUGUGAAAAUGAUUCAAGAUUCAUCGCCGGUAAAUGUGAACGAUCUUGACCCAAAAAUUGCGUAUAUUCAAGUAACCCAUACCAAACCGUACUUCUGUAAAGAUGAGUUGGAAACACGGCAAAAUUUCUUUGAACAAAAUCACGAUGUAGACACAUUCCAGUUUGAAACGCCAUUCACCAAGAGUGGUACGGCCCACGGAACCGUUGAAGAGCAAUGGAAACGACGAACCAUUUUAACAACAAUGUACUCGUUUCCAUACGUAUUAAAGCGAAUACCAGUGAAGCAUAAGCAAGCAAUUGAAUUGAAUCCGAUUGAAGUGGCAAUUGAUGAGAUGCAAAAUCGUGUGGUUGAAUUAGAGGAAGUGGUUAUGCCACCAAUUGAUGUGAAAAAACUACAGCUUCGCUUACAAGGUAGUGUUGCAGUACAGGUGAAUGCUGGACCUCUUGCAUAUGCGAACGCAUUUCUCAGCCCGGACGACACCGAAAACAAGUAUUCCGAAGAUAAAGUCGAUGAACUGAAAGACAUAUUUAGGGAAUUCGUAUCAAUAUGUAAUACAGCACUUCAAGUCAAUGGCCGCAUGAUAUCAAGUGAUCAACGUGAAUACCAUGCUGCACUAAAAGACAAUUAUGAAAAACUCUGUACGGCACUUUCGGAUUUGCUUAACGAAUCAUUUUUACCCAUCGAUGAGAGCAAUUCCGUGCAUCGAAAUAGUUUAGCAUUAUUCAGCGCAAUUAGUGGAGCCCCAAAUAACUCAAGCACCGCAUAAAUUUAACGUUUCCAAAAAUACUUCGAAAACUUUCUUAUGAAGCUUAUUUCAAUAAUAAUAGAACAAAAAAUGUAUGCUAGAAAGUAAACACACAUACAUGAUAUUUUUGUAAACACUCGAAUAAAAAUGGGGAUGGAAAAUAGAUAAUUUUCAUUAGCAUGAAUUUACGUUUAGGACCUAUUCAUUUAGGAAGCUUCAUUUGAAUAAAUCUACCAAAAAUUAAAUAAAUGCCGAACAAAACACUCUAUCAACCGAUAGAUAUUUAAUAGCCCAUUUUUCAUUUCAUUUUAAUACAAUUUUAAUUUAGUUGGAUGUGAUAACAGUCAAAUGUAAUAAAUACUCAUUCGACGUCUAUUGUAUAUCGAAUUAUAAGCUUCAUUCAAUGCGACAUAAGAAAUUUUAGCAAAGAAAACGCACAAUUGAAUUUGUCAAAACAACUAUGAUUUUAUUUAUAAUCAUUAUAAUAUUCAUUUAAG
Messenger RNA from Contarinia nasturtii (swede midge), 7930 nucleotides. It is a transcript of the gene Ziz, whose product is annotated as dedicator of cytokinesis protein 9. The transcript is spliced from 14 exons. Bases 900 to 7454 code for a protein of 2184 amino acids. The record is from RefSeq and is a predicted model, not a curated record. Gene Ontology annotation, molecular function: guanyl-nucleotide exchange factor activity. Gene Ontology annotation, biological process: positive regulation of GTPase activity; small GTPase-mediated signal transduction. Lineage: Eukaryota; Metazoa; Arthropoda; Insecta; Diptera; Cecidomyiidae.